Molecule: messenger RNA, 1182 nt
Organism: Sardina pilchardus (European sardine)
Lineage: Eukaryota; Metazoa; Chordata; Actinopteri; Clupeiformes; Clupeidae
Gene: ptpmt1
Product: protein tyrosine phosphatase mitochondrial 1
Exons: 4
Coding region: 177-728 (183 amino acids)
Biological process (GO): protein dephosphorylation
Molecular function (GO): phosphatidylinositol-4,5-bisphosphate 5-phosphatase activity; protein tyrosine/serine/threonine phosphatase activity; phosphatidylglycerophosphatase activity
Source: RefSeq, a predicted model, not a curated record
AACCCAAAAAGAAGAAAUGUCUUCACGGAGCUCCAUGCAUGCAUUUCUAAAGACAGUAAAGAUUGGUUCACGUCUGGAUUUUACUAUUAGGGCUAGCUGUACCUUUCACUGGGUAAAUAGUUAUAGGCGUCUUAUUGUAACUUACCAUAGGUAGGCUAUCGGAGAAAGGCUAGAAUAUGUCAGGGGCAUUAGCAAGACUUUUAUUUUAUCCAACUUUAGCUUACAAUGUUCUAAUGGAGAAAAUAACCUCUAGGCAAUGGUAUAACCGUGUGGAUCAGACUGUUGUUCUGGGGGCCCUUCCUUUCAAAUCAAUGACAGAGGAGUUGGUCCAGAAAGAAAAUAUCAGAGGAGUGAUAACCAUGAAUGAAGAGUACGAGACAAAGUACUUUUGCAAUUCAUCAGAGGAGUGGAGGACAGCCGGGGUGGAGCAACUAUGCCUGAGCACAGUUGACCUCACAGGUGUGCCCAGUAUGGAGCACCUGCAGAGAGGGGUGGAGUUUGCCCUGCAGCAUCGACAGGAAGGCACCAGUGUGUACAUACACUGCAAAGCCGGCCGGUCCCGCAGCGCCACAGUCGCCGCUGCCUACCUCAUCAAGCUUCACUGCUGGAGUCCUGAAGAGGCUUGUCAGAUGUUGGCCUCUGUGCGGCCACAUAUAUUAGUGCGCUCCGCACAGCGGGAGCUGCUCCUACAGUACUAUCAGCAGGUCUGUGCUUCUGGCUCCAGCUAGAGGAGGGACGGAGAAGCCAAAACCACCACAGCAGAAUCAAACUGACUGGUAAUGGGUGCAUUGGGUCCAUCGGAAGGUAUCUUACACUAUCAAUAGCUUGGAUGUAGGUGAACAGAAUGCAAAGGCAAAGUUUUGGGUGCACUUUUUUUUUAAUGAUCCAACAGUUGUUUUUAUAUGGAUGCAGACAUUUUUAUACACCGUUUGUACACACACACUGAGUCAUCAGGCUUCAAAAAUCAGUCAAGUAUGUGAAAAAACUGACUUGUGGUUACCACUGUAUUUAUUGACUGUAUUAAAGAUUGAAGAGGUUAAAGAUGAAAAGACAUUGGAAUCAUGUGUUUUCUUUUCCGAGAAAAUAAAUUGGGAGCGUAUGUAGGAAUGCUCAAAUAUUUGCUAUACUGAAACAAUGCUUAUCCAUACUGGUCGAAACGUUGUGUAAUUAAAUCACUUCGGG